GGCGGCGAUCGAUUAGUCAGGCCUCAGAAAGAUGGCGUCCUCGGAGCAGGCAGAGCCGACGAGCCAGCCCGGCUCUACCCCGGAAAACGAAAAUGUGGUGCCUCGGAAACCCCUUAUUGCCACUGCAGUCAAGUUCCUACAGAAUUCCCGGGUCCGCCAAAGCCCACUUUCAACCCGAAGGGCAUUUCUUAAGAAGAAAGGACUGACAGAUGAAGAGAUUGACUUGGCUUUCCAGCAGUCGGGCACUGCUGCCGAUGAGUCUCAGUCCUUGGGUCCUCCCACCCAGAUGGUGCCCCUCCAGCCCCCUCACCUCCUGCCUCAUCCAUACAACCCUGCAGGUUCUAGAUGGAGAGAUUAUGGGGCUCUGACCAUCAUCAUGGCAGGGAUCGCCUUUGGCUUCCACCAGCUCUAUAAGAAGUACCUGCUCCCUCUGCUCAUGGGAGGCAAGGAGGACAGGAAGCAGCUCCAGAGAAUCGAGGCGAACAUCUCGGAGAUGAGCGGCAGCAUGACGCAGACAGUGACUCAGUUACAAGCGACGUUAGCCUCUGUCCAAGAAAUUCUGAUCCAGCAGCAACAGAAAAUCCAGGAUCUUACCCAGGAACUGGCUGCCUCCAAGGCCACCACAUCCACCAACUGGAUCCUGGAGUCACAGAAUAUAAAUGAACUCAAGUCUGAGAUUAAUUCCUUAAAAGGACUCCUCCUGAACCGGAGGCAGUUCCCCCCGUCCCCUUCCGCGCCCAAGAUCCCGUCCUGGCAGAUCUCGGUCAAGUCCUCGUCGCCCUCCAACCCCACGGUGGCCAACCACAACAGCAGCAGCGACAUCUCCCCCGUCAGCAACGAGUCGGCCUCCUCGUCCCCGGUCAAGGAGAACCACAGCCCCGAGGGCUCCAAGGUCAACUACCACCUUCUGGGCCCAGAGGAGGAGGGGGAGGUGGUGAUCGACGUGAAGGGCCAGGUGCGCAUGGAGGUGCAGGGGGAGGAGGAGAAGCGAGAGGACAAGGAGGAGGAGGAGGAGGAAGAAGAGGAGGAGGAGGAGGACGUGAGCCAUGUGGAUGAGGAAGACUGCCUGGGGGUCCAGACCGAGGACAGGAGAGGGGGAGACGGGCAGAUCAACGAGCAGGUGGAGAAGCUGCGGAGACCCGAGGGGGCCAGCAAUGAGAACGAGAUCGACUAGGACCGCCUGGGCCUCCUUCCUGCCACCUGCCCCUCUACAGCCCCUUCCUCUUUCCUGGAGCGCUCCCCGGGAGCCACGGGGAUGGAGCGGCCCCAGCGUGCUCGGUGUGCCGACUUCCCCGGGGGCCGCCGAGCAGUGAGGCCGCCUCUCCUGCCCCGCCUCGGCCCCUGGGGACCACCCCCCCAGGUCUUUGCCUGGGUCCAACCGGGGCCUUGGUGGGUCUUCCCGAGUUCCGGCUUUUCUGAGCCCCCCCUCAGUCUCAGCUCUGUCCCUCCCGUGCCCCACGCCCCCAUCACCCACACUUUGUCCCUAAAACCAGUCUAGCCUUUGAGAUCUGCGAGGCGCGGGUCUGGGGUCAAGGGGCUCCACGGUGACCCCCGUCCUUGGCGGCGGUCUGGUCUCUGACACCACCAGGCGUGACGACAGAUGGUUUCCUCACCUGACUCCCAAGUCCGUGGGUGAGAACGAAGGGCCGAGGAAAAGGUUCUCCAUCGCCACCCUCCUGCCCGUUGGGCACAGCGGGCAUCCGGCUGCCCGCCCAUCAUCUCUGACAGGGGCGGCUCCAUCUCCCCUUUUCUUUGGGGGUGCCCGGGAGCCCCAAGGCCCUCCCACACUGAGCUGUUCCGCUCGGCCUCUCCCUCCCCCCGGCGACCCCCCGUUGUCCUCCUGGAGAAGCGUGACCGCCCGUUUCUGCCGCAUCAUGUUCUCGCUGGGCCCAACGGCGACGCACGAUCCCUCCCUGCGCAGGAGCCGUGGCCAAGCGCUGCCCGGAACACCCGAGCCCGCCCUGCUCCCGAGAAGCCGCGCUCGUCUGUGUGAUCAUGUAUAGAUUCCAGAAUAUAAGAUAAGACUGUAUAUAAUUGUAAUAAAUAGGAGGUACCACUAUUUAA
This is a messenger RNA of Antechinus flavipes (yellow-footed antechinus), 2064 nucleotides long. RefSeq names its product peroxisomal biogenesis factor 14 (gene PEX14). Lineage: Eukaryota; Metazoa; Chordata; Mammalia; Dasyuromorphia; Dasyuridae. The transcript is spliced from 9 exons. The record is from RefSeq and is a predicted model, not a curated record. Bases 32 to 1174 code for a protein of 380 amino acids. Gene Ontology annotation, molecular function: signaling receptor binding. Gene Ontology annotation, cellular component: peroxisomal membrane; peroxisomal importomer complex. Gene Ontology annotation, biological process: protein import into peroxisome matrix, docking.